AUGGCGGGUUAUGCAAAUGAUAGGUUGAUUGACCAAGAAGAGUGUACUGACAGUGGAAGUACGACAUUAUAUAACAGUGAUAAACUUAUGUUUUUCAAGGAUCUCUCUAAAUUGUUUAAGUACUUCAAAGGCUUCUCUGCUUCAAACACUAUCUUAAUUGAUGAUGAACCAUACAAAGCUCUUCUUAAUACUGACAAUACAGGUGUGUUCCCAAUGAGUUACGAUCCUACAGACAAGAACGAUGACUUUCUUGAUCCAGAAGGAGAGUUCUGUUCUUACUUGGAUGAUCUCGCAAGUUCGUCAGAUGUUCAAGAUUAUAUUAAAGAGCAUUCUUUUGGUCAGCCAAUGAUUGAUUCUUCUCAUCCGGACUGGUCUUUCUACAGCAAAGUCAUAAAGGAUUAUUACCUUGCAUAUGUUUGUUAGUCUAGUUUUAUUAAUAUUUACUCUG
Molecule: messenger RNA, 448 nt
Organism: Brassica oleracea var. oleracea
Lineage: Eukaryota; Viridiplantae; Streptophyta; Magnoliopsida; Brassicales; Brassicaceae
Exons: 4
Coding region: 1-423 (140 amino acids)
Molecular function (GO): phosphoprotein phosphatase activity
Source: RefSeq, a predicted model, not a curated record